AGAACCAGAAUCAGCGCAGUUGAAGAACCAGAAGUCAGCGCAGUUGAAGAACCAGAUGUCAGCGCAGUUACAGAACCAGAAAUCAGCGCAGUUGAAGAACCAGAAGUCAGCGCUGCUGCAGAACCAGAAAUCAGUGCAGUUACAGAACCAGAAAUCAGCGCUGCUGCAGAACCAGAAGCCAGCGCUGCUGCAAAACCAGAAAUCAGCGCAGUUGAAGAACCAGAAGUCAGCGCAGUUGAAGAACCGGAAGCCAGCGCUGCUGCAGAACCAGAAGUCAGCGCAGUUGAAGAACCGGAAGUCAGCGCUGCUGCAGAACCAGAAAUCAGCGCAGUUACAGAACCAGAAAUCAGCGCUGCUGCAGAACCAGAAAUCAGCGCAGUUGCAGAACCAGUAAUCAGCGCAGUUGCAGAACCAGAAAUCAGCGCAGUUGAAGAACCAGAAAUCAGCGCUGCUGCAGAACCAGAAAUCAGCGCUGCUGCAGAACCAGUAAUCAGCGCAGUUGCAGAACCAGUAAUCAGCGCAGUUGCAGAACCAGAAAUCAGCGCAGUUGAAGAACCAGAAAUCAGCGCUGCUGCAGAACCAGUAAUCAGCGCAGUUGCAGAACCAGAAAUCAGCGCAGUUGAAGAACCAGAAAUCAGCGCAGUUGAAGAACCAGAAAUCAGCGCUGCUGCAGAACCAGAAAUCAGCGCUGCUGCAGAACCAGAAAUCAGCGCAGUUGCAGAACCAGAAAUCAGCGCAGUUGCAGAACCAGAAAUCAGCGCAGUUGAAAAACCAGUAAUCAGCGCAGUUGCAGAACCAGAAAUCAGCGCUGCUGCAGAACCAGUAAUCAGCGCAGUUGCAGAACCAGUAAUCAGCGCAGUUGCAGAAUCAGUAAUCAGCGCAGUUGCAGAACCAGUAAUCAGCGCAGUUGAAGAACCAGAAAUCAGCGCUGCUGCAGAACCAGAAAUCAGCGCUGCUGCAGAACCAGAAAUCAGCGCAGUUGCAGAACCAGAAAUCAGCGCAGUUGCAGAACCAGAAAUCAGCGCAGUUGAAGAACCAGAAAUCAGCGCUGCUGCAGAACCAGAAAUCAGCGCAGUUGAAAAACCAGUAAUCAGCGCAGUUGCAGAACCAGAAAUCAGCGCAGUUGAAGAACCGGAAGUCAGCGCUGCUGCAGAACCAGAAAUCAGCGCAGUUGAAAAACCAGUAAUCAGCGCAGUUGCAGAACCAGAAAUCAGCGCUGCUGCAGAAUCAGAAAUCAGCGCAGUUACAGAACCAGAAAUCAGCGCUGCUCCAGAACCAAAAAUCAGCGCAGUUACAGAACCAGAAAUCAGCGCUGCUGCAGAACCAGAAAGCAGCGCAGUUACAGAACCAGAAAUCAGCGCUGCUGCAGAACCAGAAAUCAGCGCAGUUACAGAACCAGAAAUCAGCGCUGCUGCAGAACCAGAAAUCAGCGCAGUUGAAGAACCAGAAGUCAGCGCUGCUGCAGAACCAGAAACGAGCGCAGUUGAAGAACCAGAAAUCAGCGCAGUUACAGAACCAGAAAUCAGCGCUGCUGCAGAACCAGAAGUCAGCGCAGUUGAAGAACCAGAAAUCAGCGCAGUUGAAGAACCAGAAAUCAGCGCUGCUGCAGAACCAGAAAUCAGCGCUGCUGCAGAACCAGUAAUCAGCGCAGUUGACAGAACCAGAAAUCAGCGCAGUUGAAGAACCAGAAGUCAGCGCUGCUGCAGAACCAGAAAUCAGCGCAGUUGAAGAACCAGAAGUCAGCGCUGCUGCAGAACCAGAAAUCAGCGCAGUUGAAGAACCAGAAGUCAGUGCUGCUGCAGAACCAAAAGUCAGCGCUGCUGCAGAACCAGAAAUCAGUGCAGUUGAAGAAUCGGAAAUAAGCGCAGUUGCAGAACCAGGAAUCGGCGCAGUUGAAAAAACAGAAAUCAACACAAUUCAAGGUCCAACUAAAAAUGUUGGAGACUCGGAUGUAAGCAAGGCUGAAGAUCUAGAAACCGGAAAGGUUCAAGAAAUAAUUCGUAAAUUUGAAGAGACAGAAGUCAACACUGCAGUGGAAAAAAGUCGAGUGGCAAAACCAAGAAUAAGCAAAAUUGAAGAAAAGAAAAGCAAAAUCGUUGUAGAAUUAGAUACAACUUUAGUUAUCGACACAGAAGUACACACAGAGGAAGAACCAGUAAACCUCCUAGUACCAAAGGCCAGCAAAAUUGAAGAACCAGAAAUAAGACCAGGGGAUGGAGAACCAGGAAGCACUAUUGAGGAUGAAUAUAAGUGCGACCCAACCGAAAGACCAGAAACGAGAAAACAGGAAGAAUCAGAAUCUGUGUUUACAGGAGAAAGGAAAACUGAUGAAUUAGAAAUUGGCACAGUGGGUGUACCAGAGAGUGUCCCAGAGGCAGAGCGCACAAAAGAAGCAGAAAGGCUCUCGAAUGGAGAACUAGAGAGCAGUACUAUUGAACAGCCGGAAAUCAGUAGAAUAGGAGAACCAGAGAGUUUCUUUGCUGAAGAACCAGAGAGCUAUAUUACUGAAGAACAAGAAAUCAUCACAGAGGCAAAGCCCGAGAAUUUCCUAGUUGAAGGAUCUGCAAGUGAGAAAUAUGGAAAAUCGCAGAGCAGUACUACUGAAGAACCAGAAAGUAGUGUUAAUGAAGAAACAGAAACUGGCAUAGAUGCAUUAGAAAGCAAUCAAACCAAAGACACAGUAAGCAUGUCAUCUGAGGAAAACAGCAGAGAAAUCAGUCCAGAAAAAGAACAAGAACGUAACCUCACUGACCAACCUGUUCGUAGCCAGCUUGAAUUAAAGGUUGACAAAGAUGAAGAACAGGAAAGUUGUGCAGAUAAAGAACCAGAAA
Messenger RNA from Penaeus chinensis, 2831 nucleotides. Its product is annotated as retinitis pigmentosa 1-like 1 protein. The annotation marks the transcript as partial. Lineage: Eukaryota; Metazoa; Arthropoda; Malacostraca; Decapoda; Penaeidae. The record is from RefSeq and is a predicted model, not a curated record. The transcript has a single exon.